This is a messenger RNA of Frankliniella occidentalis (western flower thrips), 535 nucleotides long. RefSeq lists its product as uncharacterized. The transcript is spliced from 4 exons. Lineage: Eukaryota; Metazoa; Arthropoda; Insecta; Thysanoptera; Thripidae. The record is from RefSeq and is a predicted model, not a curated record. Bases 125 to 535 code for a protein of 136 amino acids.
AGUUGAUAUUGCUGACACGAUAUCCACUCUGAAUGAGAGCAAGUGGACGGCCUACACUCUAGUGGCUCGCACUCGGAAUAGAAGAUUUUUUCAGGGCGAGUUGCCUGUUCCGCAAGGGAAGGCCAUGCUGUUUCAGUCUCCCAACUUCGAUAACCUGGACGACAACAACAUUUUCAUCAUGCUGUGUCCAAUUGCUCCUCGACACCCUCAGACUGUGUCAGAUGUCUUUAUUGUCGGAAAAUUCUUCUCUGGGGACCAUGAUAUGGGGAAGGUCCAAGCUAUUCCAGUCAUGUACAAAUGGCUGGAAGACUCUUCAUACCUCAACCUUUUGACAGUAUUGAGAGCACUGCACCUGACCCCUACUUCAAUUAUCUGUGAUGCGAAGUCCACCUUGAAAACAGCUGUGCAGACUGUGUGGCGUUUUGCCUCUGUUACCAGCAGCUUAUACUUCUUCACUCUGGCUAUGUUUACACUGGAUUUGACAAUACGAUGUCCCAAAUCAUAUGUUAAUUACUUGUCAACAAAUGUGUUUUGA